AUGGCGAUACCUCGUUUACGUGUGAGCGGUAAUAAUGAGGAAAGAAUAGUUCAUCCAAAUCAUAUUAUCUAUCAAAAGAUGGAAAAUUUAGUAAAUGCAAUGUUGGAUCCUGAAAAUGGAGUACCAAUUAAGACGGUCAAAAGUUUUCUCUCCAAGGUGCCAUCAGUAUUCACCGGACAAGAUCUCAUCGCAUGGAUUAUGAAAAAUAUGAAUAUGACUGAUCUUGCCGAUGCUCUUUAUUUGGCUCAUUUGAUCGCUUCACACGGUUAUUUAUUUCAAAUUGAUGAUCAUGUUUUGACGGUGAAAAAUGAUGGUACCUUUUACCGAUUUCAAACGCCAUAUUUUUGGCCGUCGAAUUGCUGGGAGCCGGAGAAUACUGAUUAUGGUUGGCAACUUAUUUAUAAAUAUGUUAAUUCAUAUUACGGCAUGAAUUAUAAGCAUUUUGAGGUUAGUUUUUGCAUUUAUUCUAAUUCUGACAAAUUAUUAGCGGUAUAUUUGUGUAAACGAACGAUGCAAAAUAAAGCUCACCUUGAAUUGGAAGAUUUCGAAGCGGAGAAUCUAGCAAGGUUACAGAAGAUGUUUAGCCGUAAGUGGGAAUUCAUUUUUAUGCAAGCAGAAGCGCAGUAUAAAGUUGAUAAGAAGCGUGAUCGGCAAGAACGGCAAAUUUUGGAUAGUCAGGAACGUGCAUUCUGGGAUGUGCACAGACCUGUACCAGGCUGCGUAAAUACAACUGAAGUUGAUUUCCGUAAAUUAUCGCGAUCGGGCCGGCCGAAAUAUAGCUCGUCCGGUCAUGCUGCCCUAAAUGCUGUUUCAUCCACUUCCUCUUUCUCAUCGCCAUAUUCGACAUCUGCUGCUGCAGCUCAUGCUGCGGGACGAUUGCCAUCAUGUUCGGCGGGUGUAAAUGGCGGUCCUAACACACCAUCGUCAUCAAAUCGUGAUGUUUUGUCGUCUUCUCAGCAGCGCUGUGGCAACUCAGGCUCAUUUCGUCAUUACAACCAUCGGCCGGGUAUGCGGCGAUGUACACAUAUUCAGGAUACACUGAAGCAUGAGAUUGGAGUGUUGCAAGCAAGAUUAACAAAGAAUGUCUUGAAAACUUCAAAAGUAAUUGAGAAUCAUUUGCAAUACUUCGAUCGUCGACGUGUUUUCGAUCCAUUUUUAGUGCAGCCUGGCACUGCUAAUGAUCCCUUUCAAGGCCAGCCUAAUCCUUGGAUUUCUGACACUGUUGACUUCUGGCAACACGAUAAAAUUACGGGCGACAUAUCAAUGCGUCGUCUCAAACUUUGGGAGGAAAGCUUUGAAGAACUCUUAAGCGAUCUUCUUGGUAGGGAAACAUUGCAAAAAUUCCUAGAUAAAGAGUAUUCUGGUGAAAAUCUUCGUUUUUGGUGGCAGGUGCAGAAAUUACGUAAAUGUGCUUGUCGAAUGGUACCAGUGUUGGUGACAGAAAUUUAUAAUGAAUUUAUCGAUAAAAAUGCAACUUCUCCUGUUAACAUUGAUUGUAAAGUGAUGGAAACGACGGAAGAAAAUUUGAAAAAUCCUAACAGAUGGUCUUUUGAUGAGGCAGCAGAUCAUAUAUUUUGUUUGAUAAAGAAUGACAGUUAUCAGCGUUUUUUACGUUCGGAUAUCUAUAGGGAUUUGCUGAUUCAAUCCAAAAAGAAGACCAGUGCUCCGUUUUCGUCCUUGAUCGCGCGUAAGACGUCGCGUAAAGUGUCGCGAAAUGUACGCGGUACAACAAUAUCGGCAUGUGGUAACACUAAUGCUAAUUCAACGGUGGCGCUAACAGGAACGGCACUAUUUAAUUUUACUGUUUCACAGGUACCAGUGAAAAUUUCUCGCGAUAUUGGAAUUCGCUUCCCAAAUCUUCCGGGUUUUUCCUCGAAUACUAUGCGCCGUGAGACGCAGUUAUCAUCUGCAUCAUCCAGUCUUUCGGCGCCAACUAAUACGGCUAUCACUUAA
This is a messenger RNA of Dracunculus medinensis (Guinea worm), 1953 nucleotides long. The record is from the annotation of a GenBank genome assembly. Lineage: Eukaryota; Metazoa; Nematoda; Chromadorea; Rhabditida; Dracunculidae.